AUGCCCCGAGACCCUCUCAUCGGGUUGGUAGGAAAACCGUCGUCCGGCAAAUCUACCACACUGAACAGCUUGACAGAUGCUAGUUCGAAAGUCGGCAACUUUCCUUUCACAACAAUAGACCCUCAAAGGGCAGUCGGAUAUCUACAGAUCGACUGCGCCUGCGUACGCCAUGGUCUGACCGACCGGUGCAGACCCAACUAUGGCUCCUGCAUCAAUGGCAAACGCUCAGUCCCUAUCGAACUUCUCGACGUAGCAGGAUUGGUACCUGGCGCCCACGAGGGCAAAGGUCUGGGCAACAAAUUCCUUGACGACCUGCGGCACGCCGACGCCCUGAUCCACGUCGUGGAUGUGAGUGGGACGACAGACGCCGAAGGGAAAGCCACACGAGGCUACGAUCCGAGCGUGGAUAUAGAAUGGCUGCGCGGCGAGAUCGUGCGCUGGAUUCAGGGUAAUCUGAUGGAGAAAUGGGGCAGUAUCAAGAGACGGCACGUCGCGGUCAAAGCCUCGCCCGUCGAUACAUUACAGGGCCAAUUUUCGGGGUAUGGGAGUACCAGCGCCACUGUCGCGCGGACUCUGGAUAAACUCGCGCUGAAACAGCCGCUGGAAGAAUGGACCGACGAGACGAUAUCGAAAGUGGUCAACACGUUUACGGACGAGAAGUUCCCGACUGUAUUGGCGCUCAAUAAAAUCGAUCACCCGGACGCAGAUCGGAAUAUCGCUAAGAUCGCGAAACAGCAGCUUCCUGAGAAGAUAGUGCUUUGUAGUGCCAUCUCCGAGGUCUUUCUCCGCCGGCUAGCUAAGCAGGGAUACAUCAAGUACAAGGAAGGGCAAGAGUACUUGGACACAAGGGAAGAUCUGAUUGAACAAGGAGAUCCUGACGGAGGAGGCCUCAAGGAGAUGGACGACAAGCUGAAACAACGCAUCGAAAAUCUCAAAGACAUGGUAUUGUACAGGUUCGGGAGCACAGGUGUGGUGCAAGUGCUCACCCGUGCGGCCGAGUUAUUGGGCUUGGUGCCUAUCUUCCCGGUCAAGAACAUUCACACGUAUGGAUCAGGCACGAGUGGGUCGACGGCCGUGUUCCGCGACUGCGUGCUGGUCAAGAAAAACAGUACGGUGGCUGAUGUGGCGCGGAAGGUCAUGGGCGAUGCACCAAUUGCGUUUAUCGAGGGUGAUGGUGGGAGAAGAGUGGCGGAAGAUCAAGUCGUGAGUGUUGGGAAGAACGAUAUCCUCUCGUUUCAUGUUGGGCGGUGA
Molecule: messenger RNA, 1251 nt
Organism: Exophiala viscosa
Lineage: Eukaryota; Fungi; Ascomycota; Eurotiomycetes; Chaetothyriales; Herpotrichiellaceae
Product: P-loop containing nucleoside triphosphate hydrolase protein
Exons: 4
Coding region: 1-1251 (416 amino acids)
Cellular component (GO): cytoplasm
Molecular function (GO): ATP hydrolysis activity; GTP binding
Source: RefSeq, a predicted model, not a curated record